AUGGCAACGCCGCACGUGGCUGGAGUUGCUGCGCUGUUGUGGAGUUUCAAGCCAGAAGCAACGGCCACAGAGAUUCUGCGAGCCAUUGAAGAUUCCGCCGUUGAUCUUGGGGACGUUGGGCGUGACGACUACUAUGGCCACGGGCUUGUCAAUGCCAAGGAGGCUCUUAUCCACUUGAAUGGAGGUCCACUUGCAGAGCCUGCGGGAGGGUUGGGUGUUGCCAGCAGUGUCGCAAUUCAAAGAGUCCCAACGACAACGUCUUCCUCCUUAGAGAAUGAGUGCGAUGAAAGUGAGGUACCGUUUGGACUCACCAUCAAGACAGACUUCUACGGUGAAGAGACAUCUUGGGAGCUCAUCGAUACGUUGGAUCCCUCGAACGUGGUUCUGUCUGGUGCCGAUUUCGAGGACUCGAAGACGUACGAAUGGCACAAGUGCAUCCCCGCAAACUGCUACACAUUUGUGAUCAAGGAUAGCGCCGAAGACGGGUUGUGCUGCGACUACGGAUCGGGGAGCUAUUCCGUUUCCUUUGGAGGACAGGAGAUUGCCAAGAGCGAUGGGGUAUUUGCAUCGCGUCAAGCGGAGAAUCGAUUCGAAUUGGUCAAGCUGUCAGCGGCAGGCUCCAGUCCCGAGAAGAUUUGGGAUCAUUCUAGCUUCUCUGAAAGCGAGACAUAUGAAUACUCAACAUGCCAAGAUCCCGCUGGCUGUUACGAGUUCAUUCUUUGGGAUUCUUUUGGAGAUGGGCUAUGUUGUCGGUAUGGUGAUGGAAGUUUCAAACUGUCCUAUGACGGUGACAUUGUCGAAGAAUCUGAUGGUUCCUUUGGCCACAAAGUUCAAGUGGAGCUUGGGAGUGGAUGCUGA
This is a messenger RNA of Seminavis robusta, 858 nucleotides long. The record is from the annotation of a GenBank genome assembly. Lineage: Eukaryota; Bacillariophyta; Bacillariophyceae; Naviculales; Naviculaceae.